Messenger RNA from Lathyrus oleraceus (garden pea), 4527 nucleotides. RefSeq names its product pentatricopeptide repeat-containing protein At4g32430, mitochondrial. The transcript has 3 exons. Gene Ontology annotation, molecular function: protein binding; RNA binding. Gene Ontology annotation, biological process: RNA modification. Bases 68 to 2440 code for a protein of 790 amino acids. The record is from RefSeq and is a predicted model, not a curated record. NCBI's taxonomy places the organism in Eukaryota, Viridiplantae, Streptophyta, Magnoliopsida, Fabales, Fabaceae.
CUUGACCCAAAUAAAUAGAGUGCGACUGCAAACCAAUUUUUCCAGAAGAAUCAUUGUUUCUCAUGUUAUGUUAUACUCACUAGUACUAACUUCCAAAACCCUCAAUGUCCACGAAACACAGUUACAACGAUCAUUCAAAACUUGUUCUAAACUAUUCCACUCACUCAAACAACAUGAACAGAACCUGUUCGACAAUAUUCCCCACCCAAAUCCUUCUUCAGUUAACCGCUCCAUGCUUAACCUCUUGCACAACAACCUCCCCUUUCAAGCUCUUUCCAUAUUCAAGAAACAUUCUCAAUUUCAUUUUCUUCAAAAUGUCGAUGAGGUAACAUUUGCACUGUCAUUUAAGGCUUGUCGGGGAGAGUUUAAUUUGGGUUCCCAAAUUCAUGGACUCGCGGUAUCUACCGGGUUUGUUUCCCGUGUUACUGUGUCGAACUCGCUCAUGAAGAUGUACUGCAAAGCUGGGAAAUUCGAAUGUGCUUUGCGUGUUUUCGAGAAUUUGAGUUAUCCAGAUAUUGUUUCUUGGAAUACUAUUCUUUCUGGGUUUGAGAAGAGUGUUGAAGCUUUGAAUUUUGCGUGUUUUAUACAUUUAAAUGGGAUAGUUUUUGAUCCUGUGACAUAUACUACUGCGCUUUCGUUUUGUUGGGAUAGGAAUCAGGAUGAUCAUGGUUUUUUAUUUGGGUUGCAGUUGCAUUCUCUUGUGGUUAAAUGUGGAUUUGGCUGUGAAGUUUUUAUUGGGAAUGCACUUGUGACAAUGUAUUCAAGGUGGGGGGAAUUAGAUGGGGCUGGGAGAGUGUUUGAUGAAAUGCCUAUAAGAGAUUUGGUUUCUUGGAAUGCGAUGCUUUCUGGGUAUGCUCAAGAGGGAGAAUGUUAUGGGUUGGAAGCGGUUUUGUUGUUUGUCAACAUGGUGAGACAAGGUAUGUUGCUUGACCAUGUUUCGUUCACGGGUACGGUUUCUGCUUGUGGUUAUAUUAGAAACUUGGAGUUAGGAAAGCAGAUUCAUGGUUUGGCUAAAAAAUUAGGUUAUGGAACACACGUUGCAGUUUGCAAUGUUUUGAUUUCGACUUAUUCAAAGUGUAAGGUUCUUAAUGAUGCUAAGGCAGUUUUUCAGGCCAUGAGUAAUCGAAAUGUAGUGUCUUGGACGACAAUGAUUUCUAUUGAUGAAGAGAAUGUGGUGUCUCACUUUAAUGCUAUGAGAGUUGAUGAUGUGUAUCCAAAUGAUGUUACGUUUAUAGGAUUAUUGCAUGGUAUAACAACCAGGAAUAUGGUGAUAGAAGGUCUAAUGGUUCAUGGGUUAUGCAUAAAAAGCUGUUUUUCAUCAGAACAAAAUGUCUCCAAUAGCCUUAUUACCAUGUAUGCCAAGUUUGAAUCCACUCAAGAAUCAAAGAAGAUUUUUGAGGAGCUUAACUAUCAAGGAACAAUAUCAUGGAAUGCAUUAAUUUCAGGGUAUGCUCAAAAUGGCUUGUGUAAAGAAACUUUCCUUACUUUUUUGUCUGCAAUAAAGGAGAUUAUGCCCAACCAAUACACAUUUGGUAGUGUGUUAAAUGCCAUUGCCGCAGCUGAGGAUAUUUCUUUGAAACACGGGCAACGAUGUCAUUCUCACUUGAUCAAACUUGGGUUAAACACUGACCCAUUUGUUGCAGGGGCUCUGCUUGAUAUGUAUGGUAAACGCGGAAGCAUUAGCGAGUCUCAAAGAGUAUUCGAUGAGACACGCGAAAAAACCCAGUUUUCUUGGACAGGGAUGAUAUCUGCCUAUGCCCGCCAUGGAGAUUAUGAGUCAGUAAUGAGUUUAUUUAAGGAAAUGGAAAGGGAAGGAAGCAGUCCUGACUCCAUCACUUUCCUUUCUGUUUUGGCAGCAUGUUGUAGAAAGGGAAUGGUUGAUGUAGGCCAUAGAAUAUUUGACUCAAUGGUGUUAAAACAUUCACUUGAACCAUCCCCUGAGCAUUAUUCAGUUAUGGUGGACAUGUUGGGCCGUGUGGGACGGCUAGAUGAGGCAGAAGAGUUGAUGCAUCAGAUUCCAGGAGGACCUGGACUCUCAGUGUUGCAAAGCUUGCUUGGGUCUUGUAGAUUACAUGGGAAUGUGGAGAUGGCAGAGAGGGUUGCUGAUAGUUUGAUACUAAAGGACCCUGCAAGUUCAGGUCCUUAUGUGUUAAUGGCAAACUUGUAUGCUGAGAAAGGAAAGUGGGACAAAGUUGCUGAAGUGCGAAAAGGGAUGAGAGGGAGGGGAGUAAAGAAGGAAGUGGGAUUUAGUUGGGUGGAUGUUGCUAACGUUGAUUCCUUGCAUUUGCAUGGUUUCUCAUCUGGGGAUAAGUCACACCCAGAGUCUGAGACUAUUUGUAGAAUGGCAGAGUUUUUGGGAUUGCAAAUAAUAUUUUCCAAACAGAGUAGAGUGGAGGAAGGUGAUUGGUCUCGAGAGUUUGAACUGAUGAGUCAUGGAUAGCUUACUUGAUCGUGCUCGUUCAAAAAGAAACUAAUGUGUGCUCAUUCAAAAGAGAGUAUGGGAAAGAGGAUGGGUACUUUGUUGAAAGAGUUCCUUCAAAGCCCUUAUCUUUUACAUUUUGGAGUUUCCCCCAAAUUGAGGGGGUUAUUAUGGUUGUGUAGCUUCACUUCAUUCAACUACCAAAAUUGCAACUUUGCAAUUUAGCUCAAAGUUGUAAACCCCAACUUCUUUCCCCACUCUCUGACCGGUCUUUUUCUCUCUCGAGUUGCAUAUUUUUCCAUCAGCACAUAUAUUUGUUAAUAGUUUGGUUUGAUUCAGGUAUUUCUUUGUUCCGGCUUUUUGAAUCACUCCAUUCAGGUCUUUUGUUUGUCUUUCUGCUUUGAAUCAUUUGUCUAUGGUCUUGAUUAUGCUUAUGGGGCACACGAGAAUUCAUCAACGGGGAUAUUUGAAGGGGAACAUGAGAGAUGUGAAGGGUUUAGAUUUACAAAGACAAUUUUAAUUGGAAAACGGAUAAGGGAGUUGGUGAAAUAGGGUGUGAUAGAAUAACUUGCUGCUGAGUGCAGAGGAAAUGCUUACAUUCUCAUUACAAAAAAUUGUAUCCAGUACUGUGACGAUGCUUGUGUUAAACUCUAAAUUCUAUACCAAGUUUGGGAGUUUUAUCUUUUGCAUUUUGGAGUUUCUCAAUUGAGGAGUUUCUGGAAGAAAAAUAAAGAUUUUACUAUGUAGUACUCUCAUUUAAUUCAACUACCAAAGUUACAAUUUUUCUAUUCAGUUCAUAGUUGUAAACCCUAACUUUUUUUCCCACUCUCUAUCCUCUCCUGUUCACACAGGGUAUUUGGAUUUGUGAGUUUGUUUCAUCACCACAGAUGUUUGAGAAUCAAUAGCUUCCUUUGAUUCAGGUAUUUCUCCGUUUUGUCUUUUUGAUUUCCUGUCUUCAUUAUUGCUGAAUCUGGUCUAUCUAUCUGCUUUGAAUCAUUCCAUUCAGGUAUUUUGUCUGUGUUUCUGCUUUGAAUCAUUCAGCAAUCAAGCAAUUUUUAAAUGUAUUUUUGUUGUUUGUUUGGGUUCAUGGUUGAUUUCUUUAGGUUUGGGGCAAACAAGUCGGUUUUGUAAGAUUAACGUCUAAUCCAAAUUCUGAUAUUGCAUAACAGGUUAUUUUAGGUUUGUUGAGUCCCCUUUUGUUGGGCCACAUAGAGCGCCCCUCACCUUACAUACUCAUAUUGUAUGGUUGAGUUAGACCCGACUCAAAUUUUAAUAGUAAUUUAUCUCUAAGGUUGAUAUUUGUUAGGGAGGCAAAAAGUUGCGAGGAUCCAGAGUUUAUAUUGGCUUGGUUUUUAAGAAUAAAUGCAUGAGUAAAGCAGUAACUUUACGUGUUUGGCAUUUCGUUAUCUUCUGCGGAGAGGAAAAAUAGGAAUGGGACACUGGACGGUAAUGCUUAUUUUUAGGGAGGUCAUUCAAUAUAUGUUAUAUUCAUCCUUUGAUGAUCAGUUUUACUGGGGUGACAAUGCAAAGUCAGCAGAAUAUUUUUCCAACCAGUUUAUGUUAAUCUGAAACAUUUAUUUGGGUUUUAACUUUAAAACUUUCAAUAUGCUGUGUGAUGGUACAGGUACUGGUCAUUAGCCAUGGACAUUCAGUUAUUGGAAUCGAAAAGCAUAGCACAGUAGCUAGAUCAAAAGGGUAAGAAAGCCAUGGCUAAUUAUCAGAGUCACCAUGUAAGUGAACCAGUGUUAUCUGGCGAAUCACAGAAAGACAUUUUUAGUCGCCAUCCUUCACAAUCCGCCAUAACAGUUGUCAAAAACUCCGCCACUGCAAUCCGUCAUGGCCAAUAUUUGACAAUGAAGUGAGCUAAGUAAUAAGAAGUCAGGCUCAAUGCCAUUAAGAUCGACUAUUUUAAUCUUAAAGCUUUGGCUAAUGAACGGGUUGUGAAAAAUGGAAACAAGCUGAUGAUUUGGUGUUAUUUGUUAGUAAUAAUUAUAAGAGUGUUACUAUCGUUAUUUUUAAAGGUAAAAUUAUAUGUAUUUUAAUACUAGAGUACUGAUUACAAUUUGAACAUGUCUCCUAAUGAAAGCUUCCAGCAUAUUUCCAGUUCC